UGUCUGCUUCCACGAACCGGCGUGACUUUGACACUGUACAUUCAUAACAAGAUGCACGAAUCGGCAUUUUGUAAAAUGAUAACAAUUUCAAUUGUGUCUGGAAAGUUUUAUUUAUUUAUAUAAGGGACAGUUCGCGAGUGAAAGUAUUAAGUUACUCACCUCUAUGCCUCCAGUCAGUUCGUCUUGCGGAUCUAAGAGUAAGAUAGCCGUGAAGAAGAACCUAGAAACGAUACUUGCGGAGGAUAAAAUAGUACAUUUCCAACCGAGAUGCUUAGUAUGAAGGUAAUCAACAGAUGACUCCACUGUACCUGCAGCCACAGAUAGUCAACCAUGACACUAACAGAUAUCAUUGCUUCACUGAAAGACAACCCUUACUUUGGAGCUGGGUUUGGUCUGUUUGGUCUAGGGGCAGCAGCAGCACUUUCAAGGAAGUCUCUUCAAGCCGGUAUGAUUAUGUUUCGUAGACACUGUAUGAUCACGCUUGAGGUAUCAAGUAGAGACAAGAGCUACUUCUGGCUAUUGCAAUGGAUCUCCACCCAUGGUACACGUACGCAGCAUCUCAGUGUUCAAACAACCUUCAACCAAACAGAGACUGGCAAGGUCAGCACACAGUUUGACUUUGUACCAAGUCCAGGUAGCCAUUUUUUUCGUUAUGGCAAUAAUUGGAUCAGAGUUGAAAGAAAUCGAGAGAAGCAGAUGUUAGAUCUGCAGACAGGUGUUCCCUUUGAGACUGUCACUUUGACAUCAGUGGGCAGAAACAGAGAAAUGUUCUUCGAUAUCUUAGACCAGGCCAGAAAACUAGCCCUGCAGAAACAGGAAGGGAAGACAGUGAUGUAUACUGCCAUGGGGGCGGAAUGGAGGCCUUUCGGCUACCCACGGAGAAAGAGGCCAAUGUCAUCUGUUGUGCUGGAUAGAGGGAUAUCAGAGAAGAUAUUGGAUGACAUUAGAGAGUUUACUGAAAAACCAGAGUGGUACAUUGAAAGAGGCAUUCCAUAUCGCCGUGGGUAUCUGUUGUAUGGCCCUCCAGGUUGUGGGAAGAGCAGCUAUAUUGUGGCUUUAGCAGGUGCACUGGAUUACAGUAUAUGUGUGUUGAACCUGUCGGAGCGGGGAUUGUCAGAUGACCGCCUGAAUCACCUUCUCACAGUUGCCCCGGAGCAGAGUAUCAUCCUCCUGGAAGAUGUAGAUGCAGCCUUCCUCAGUCGUGACCUGGCCAAGGAAAAUCCCGCGGCCUUCCAGGGUAUGGGUCGGCUCACCUUUAGUGGUCUCCUGAAUGCUCUGGAUGGAGUGGCAUCAGCCGAGGCUCGUAUCAUCUUCAUGACAACCAACUACAUUGACAGACUUGACCCAGCUCUGAUCCGGCCUGGUCGUGUUGAUCUAAAGGAGAGGAUUGACUAUGCCAGCGAGCACCAGCUCCGGCAGAUGUUCAGCAGGUUCUACCCAGACCAACCAGAGUCUUCAUCUCAGGAGUUUGCCCAGCGAGUGCUGGCUGACGGUCGACCAGUGAGUGUGGCUCAAAUACAGGGCUACUUCAUGAUGCACAAGGCAGAACCAGAUCAGGUUCUACGCCAGAUUGAGGAACUAUGGACUAUAUGAUUGGCAUGAAUAUUCAACAAUAAACUCAGCCACACUGUAGUAUUGGGUGAACCAUAUUGUGAUCAUGAUUUAUGCACACGAGAAAACUUCAUGGAAACAAAUCAUUGAUGAGUCCAGUAAGGUCUCUAUGUUGAUGAUGAUGAUGAUGAUGAUGAUGAAACAAAAGUGACCUGGAGCUAGUGACAAUGAAACAUGUGUGUGUGAUAGUCUGUGUGCAUGUAUAAAUACAAAACGGUUUGAAUAUAUACACCUGGAAAAAGGUUAAGCAGAAUUCUUAUGUACCUUAACUUGCUUAUAAACUGCUCAAAUAAUCUUUAGGACACCCAUUUGUUCUAUGUUUCUAUAGUUCAUCUGCAUACAGAGUGGCUAUAGUAAUAGUAGAGAAUCAGGUUGUCAUAACUGUAGUAGGAAUCCUUAACCAAUUUUGAGUAGUUUAUCACAUGGUGCAGGUACAAAGAGGAAGCUGUUGUAAGGGUAGUCAAAUAACUAUUACACAAUAUCAUCACAAUGUACUUCAGUGUCUCUAUUUGAAAAUGAGUUUGACAGUUUGUAAACAAAAACAAGGUGUUUCCUAAGAACAAAUAGCAGAUACAUGGUGUUUUGAAUUGUUAAUUGUACAUGGAAAUAUGCUCUUAAAAUCUUUAAGAGGUAUAAUCAGUUCUUCAUAGUAUUUGUUAUGUACUUGACAUAUACUACUCAACAUUGAUGGAGAAAAUGAAUGUUUCCAUUUCAUUUAAAUAUCCUUAAUGUUUUAAGAGUUGAUUUUGUGCGAAAGAUAAAAAUCCCUAUCAGUAGUGGAGCAGUAUAUAUAGCAGUAUAUAAUAGGGACAGUGGGGUAGCCUAGUGGUUAAAGCGUUCGCUUGUCAUGCCGAAGACCCGGGUUCGAGUCCGUACAUGGGUACAAUGUGUAAAGCCCAUUUCAUGUGUCCUCACCGUGAUGUUGCUGGAAUAUUGCUAAAAGAAGAGUAAAACUAAACUCACUCACCCAUUCACAUAUAGCAGUAUAUGAUAGGGGUGUUUAAAUAUCUUCAGGUGUGUAUGUGAUUUACUGUUAAUGUGUUGUUACUGAAGUAAACCAGAAACUGUGAUUUCCUUCA
Haliotis rubra (blacklip abalone) is the source of this 2690-nucleotide messenger RNA. Its product is annotated as mitochondrial chaperone BCS1-like. Gene Ontology annotation, biological process: protein insertion into mitochondrial inner membrane from matrix; mitochondrial respiratory chain complex III assembly. Gene Ontology annotation, molecular function: ATP hydrolysis activity; ATP binding. NCBI's taxonomy places the organism in Eukaryota, Metazoa, Mollusca, Gastropoda, Lepetellida, Haliotidae. The record is from RefSeq and is a predicted model, not a curated record. The coding region runs from base 331 to 1593 and encodes 420 amino acids. The transcript has 5 exons. Gene Ontology annotation, cellular component: mitochondrial inner membrane.